AUGAUCGAUCAUAUGCCCACAUCCGACCUCAUUGCCAUAGUCAUACAGGUCGAGACGAUCGAUGGUAGCCCUCCAGUGACGGCUUGUAGAGACAUCGCACCAUCACCACCCAAGAUCACAUCCUAUGCUUUCUCCAUGGACUCCCUAAGAUGUUCAGCGGAGUUAUCUAGUGAGUUCACCGUCCUGUCCCCAGUCGAGGUGGUAAUGUCCUGCGCCAAUCCGUAUAAGGGUGCUCAAGAGCCCACCUUUAUAUGGAUAACCUGGCCCGGUGGUCAUACAGGCGUAGUGACUGUAGAUACAGAACAAGAUACGAUCAAUAAGGUCAUUGAUAUAGAGGACCUAUCGAUCUUGGGUGGAGAACGUGGAA
Molecule: messenger RNA, 367 nt
Organism: Perkinsus marinus ATCC 50983
Lineage: Eukaryota; Perkinsozoa; Perkinsida; Perkinsidae
Exons: 4
Source: RefSeq, a predicted model, not a curated record